Messenger RNA from Mandrillus leucophaeus (drill), 3628 nucleotides. It is a transcript of the gene GDAP2, whose product is annotated as ganglioside induced differentiation associated protein 2. The record is from RefSeq and is a predicted model, not a curated record. The transcript has 14 exons. NCBI's taxonomy places the organism in Eukaryota, Metazoa, Chordata, Mammalia, Primates, Cercopithecidae. The coding region runs from base 984 to 2477 and encodes 497 amino acids.
AUCCUCUGAGGCCCACUUCUUUUCGAGUAAACCCAAUUCUCGCGGCCUUUUUUCAUACCCUCGAUAUUUAAACUCCCUCCCAAACAACUUGCACUGUUCACUUUGUUCCACGUGCACAGCUUUCGCCUCCUUUCGGACAGUUCAUGACCAAAUCUUCUUCCGAGACCCCAUCAUCUCCGCUUCCUAACCCACAGCCCCCAAAAUGAUGUUUCCAUGAUGCACUGAGGGCCUGGACCGUGGUAACAGACCUGCCACACAUUCCUAAACGAGUCUUCCGUCAGGAGAGAGUGACGGAGGGUUCCACACAUCGAACACACGGUCAGAUCAUCCUCAGGCAAGCCCGUGCAUACGCACGGUCAGGCAGCUCUGCUCAGCACACGCAACCUCGCCGAGUAGCUGAGGGUCUUCCAAGUACUGCUGUGGGGACGCCCGUAGUUACCUGAGUUCCCCCAGCCCUAGCAACCGGCCCUAAAUACGCCCGCCUCGGCUGCUGCUGACAUCACGAACGCCUCAGACAGAAUCUGCAAAAUCGGAGCCGCACAGAAGGCUCUCAGCUCCAAACGUGAACCUCCAGGACUCACCUCAGCCUCCACGAGGCUCCCAGCCGACUGGGCCCGCCCACAAGACCUGCCCCUUCCGGGUACGUUCCGGAAGCCUCUUUCUCCAGAGGUUCCCUUUGCCUUCCAGGAGGAAAUGACGGAGAGAGUCGGGCGCUGAUUGGCGAGCUCUGGCCGGGAGCGGAAGCCGGUGUUUCGCAGCCGAGAGCAUUUGCAGCUGGUCACUCCAGCCUCCUGGGACUUUGACUUGCCCUACUCGGUGCGCUCCUGCUGAGGGUCGUCGGAGAUGUCGCUCGGCCGCCUUCUACCAGGAGCCUGAUCCGUCCCGCCCGCCGCCCGGAUGGGACCGCCGGAGUGCUCUAAAGUCUCCAGUGAAUAUUGAAUUGCUGAGGAAUUUGGGAAAAGACAAAUCAAAGUUCCCAUUCCAUGGAUCCCUUAGGUGCGCCUUCCCAGUUUGUGGAUGUGGAUGCACUACCAAGCUGGGGUGACUCAUGCCGAGAUGAAUUAAAUUCCUCUGAUACUACAGCUGAAAUAUUUCAGGAAGACACUGUUCGAUCACCUUUUCUUUAUAAUAAGGACAUCAAUGGAAAAGUAGUUCUUUGGAAAGGAGAUGUGGCAUUACUGAACUGUACAGCCAUUGUGAAUACCAGCAAUGAAAGUCUCACAGAUAAGAAUCCCGUGUCAGAAAGUAUCUUCAUGCUUGCAGGGCCUGAUUUGAAGGAAGAUCUCCAGAAACUUAAAGGUUGCCGAACAGGUGAAGCAAAAUUGACAAAAGGAUUCAAUCUAGCUGCCCGGUUCAUCAUUCACACAGUGGGACCUAAGUAUAAGAGCCGCUAUCGCACAGCAGCUGAGAGUUCCCUUUAUAGCUGCUACAGAAACGUACUUCAACUAGCAAAAGAGCAGUCAAUGUCUUCUGUUGGCUUCUGUGUCAUCAAUUCUGCAAAACGUGGUUAUCCUUUAGAGGAUGCAACACACAUAGCACUUCGCACUGUAAGGAGAUUCCUAGAGAUUCAUGGGGAAACCAUUGAAAAAGUAGUAUUUGCUGUCUCUGAUCUUGAAGAGGCUACUUACCAAAAGCUGCUACCUCUGUACUUCCCAAGGUCAUUAAAAGAGGAGAAUCGAUCAUUGCCGUACCUACCUGCAGAUAUUGGAAAUGCAGAAGGGGAGCCUGUGGUACCCGAACGACAGAUUAGAAUAAGCGAGAAACCUGGCGCUCCAGAAGAUAACCAAGAAGAGGAGGAUGAAGGCUUGGGAGUUGAUCUCUCUUUCAUUGGCUCUCACGCUUUUGCUCGAAUGGAAGGAGAUAUUGACAAGCAAAGAAAACUGAUCCUUCAGGGACAAUUAUCAGAGGCAGCUCUGCAGAAGCAGCAUCAAAGAAAUUAUAAUCGCUGGUUAUGUCAAGCAAGAUCUGAGGAUCUGUCUGAUAUUGCUUCUCUAAAAGCCUUAUACCAAACAGGUGUUGAUAACUGUGGUCGAACAGUGAUGGUGGUAGUUGGAAGAAACAUUCCUGUAACAUUAAUAGAUAUGGACAAGGCUCUCUUAUACUUCAUUCAUGUGAUGGAUCACAUUGCUGUGAAGGAGUAUGUAUUAGUGUAUUUUCACACACUGACCAGCGAAUACAAUCAUCUGGACUCUGACUUCCUGAAGAAACUCUACGAUGUUGUUGAUGUCAAGUACAAGAGGAAUUUGAAGGCUGUUUAUUUUGUUCAUCCCACAUUUCGUUCAAAGGUGUCAACAUGGUUUUUUACCACCUUUUCUGUCUCAGGACUGAAGGACAAAAUCCACCAUGUGGACAGCCUCCACCAGCUGUUUUCUGCCAUAUCACCAGAACAGAUCGACUUUCCUCCUUUUGUCCUUGAAUAUGAUGCCAGGGAAAACGGGCCUUACUAUACAUCAUAUCCCCCAUCACCAGAUUUGUGACCUGCCAUCUUUCAGUGCUUCUUGGUUCCCAGGAUGCCACUUCCUCCACGAAUAGCUACCUGUUGAAGUGAUACUCAUUUUUGCUGUACAGAUCCAGAGAGCCUUUUGUCCCCACCUCUCUGGUAUUUUUUUAUUGACUGUAUAUUUUCGGGCACAUAAGCAAUCUAAAAAUGGUAGGCCAUUAUGAACUGCACACAUUUUAAAUUUGUAUAUUUAUAUCAAAUGGAAAUGUUCAUUUUUAGAUUGUUAAUAGAAAUUGGGGAGCAACUUUUGAGUAUCUUUAGUUUCCUGAAGGACACCGAAUUCUCCAUUAGAUAAACCACCAAGACUGUUCACGUCAUCUCUCUAACAUUGCACGCUUCCUUUGUGUACUUAAGUGAUUCUCGAAAUACACAGAACCAAUGUAUGCUAACCAGAUGCAUUGUUUGCUUCAGAUCCAUGGUGUUAAUACCAUGUACAUUUUAUAAAGAUAAUUCGGCUAUGUUGAAAGAGAAUUAUCUGGGACCAAGAAUGUGGAAAUGUAUCUGACAAAAACAUCAAAAUUAUUAGCAAAAUAUAGGACUUAGAAUGUUAAUGCACAAGUUAAGACUAAAGUUUAAGGACUAAGGUUCCUUGGAUUAUAUGAUUUGUUAAGAUUGCCACAGUUCUGAUCUCAACAGUGUGGGGAAACAGGAAGACUGUAUCCUCAGCCUUUUUCCUAUAAUCAUGGAUGAUUUGGUCUGUUUCACAAGGACUGCACAUAUUAGUACUCUUAAGAACAUCUUCCAAGACUCCAGCAGUGAGCAUUUAGAGAGUGUGUUGUCUUCCAGAGUCAUGAUUGAUUUUGUUUAGCUAUCAGGUCUACUACCUCUAAGGACAUUUCGUAGCAGCAUCUUUUGAGUUGCCUGCAUCAGUGUGGAGGAAGUGUGUCACAGUGAAUAAACCCAGGGGGCUGAUAAUUGGCAAAAGACCACUUUUACCACUCAGGCUCUAUUUGUGCCUUAGCUUGCUUAUGAGUAAGAAUUAUAAUUAUGCUGCCUACCUCACAGAGGUAUCAUGAAGAUAGCAUUUAGAAAGGGCUUUGUUGUGGUGGGGUAUCUUCAGUUAGUUUUUAAAUGGGAAUAAAUAUAUAUGAGGGAAUGCUACACAGCACUCCUCUUGUCCUUGAUACC